Xyrichtys novacula (pearly razorfish) is the source of this 4753-nucleotide messenger RNA. The record is from the annotation of a GenBank genome assembly. NCBI's taxonomy places the organism in Eukaryota, Metazoa, Chordata, Actinopteri, Labriformes, Labridae.
AUGAACCCCGGUAUCCAGUUUCCGCUCCGGAAGAAGAAGAAGAAUGUUUUUUUUGAAAGCCUGUGUUAGCAUUAGCAUCAGCUGUUUGGUGAAACAAUUGUUGUAGUUUGUCUCAGUUUGUUGGUGUUUCUUGUUUUUUUAUAUUUGGAGGAGAAAAACACCCGCUGCCCUGUACGAACGGCUAACAGCUGAACAGCCCUGAGGGUGAGUAAAGGCGGUUAUCGUGGAUUUUGUAGCAGUUAUUUAAACACGGAGUCCAAACAAACGACACUAUCAUAACCUGAAAAUAUACACUCUAGAAUGUUCUGUAAGAGUUAAAACUAAGAGAUGUUUGAGGGUUUAUACAGACAGAAACAGAACAACAGUCAGCGGCUGAUAAUCUCCAGUUAACACGGUCACCAUUUCAACCAGAACACCUGUUAGCUAACAAGCUAACCGUUCAUUCAGACAGACAGCUAACAUGAAAACCUGGUCAACAUCAGGAUUUAUAAAGAGAGACACCACAUCUGCAUUUAUUUAGUCUGACUAGGACUACAUGGAAAACCCAAGAGGACCUCAGGAUCUGGUUUUUACUGUGUUUUCAGGUUCUAGUCUCAUAAAACCACUGAUUAAAGAUAGGCUAAUAGGUAAAAUAAAGAGUCCUGAGAGUCCCACUGAGGGCUGAUGUUGACAGAUGUGGACUGAUGUAGGGCCCGACCGAUAUGGAUUUUUUGGGGGCCGAUACCGAUUAUAAGAGAAGAAAAAAAUCCGAUUAUCGAUUAAUCGGCCGAUUUUGUAAUUUUUCCAUAAAGUUAUAAAAACUGCUCUUCACGCCGACAGGAAGACCGACUGUUAAACUCGGACCAGAAAAGCGUUUUUCAGGCUCGCCGAUAAAUCGGUCGGGCCCUUUAUGGACUGAUGUGGUCUGAUGUGGUCUGGUUCGCUCUGUUUUUUUCCGGGGAUUCUUCUAAAACAGAAGCUGGAUUUCCUGGAACACCAGGACCUGGAUGAAUGAUUCAUGGACCUUCACUCUGGUUUUCUCUCUGUGUCUCUGCAGGUCUUCAGUGUCUCUGAUAUGAGCAGCUCUGUAAGUGUUCAGACUCUAAUCCUUGUUUCUGAUCUGUAGACUCUGAUAGGCUGUGAUAGAUUUAAAGAUAGGGCAGAGUGGGGUAAGAUGAUCCAUGUUUCAUAUUUGGGAUCAGUCCAUCAAGUCAAUCCUAGUUUUGUCUCUAACUCGUGUAUCUGCAGAUAUUUCAGGAUGUCGUUCAUCCCUCUAAACCAACAUAAUGAAUGUAAAAAGAACUGUAAUCUUCAUAAUAUAGUAUGGUCAACCUACCCCAUACAUGGGGUAGGUUGACCAUAAGAGCGGGGUAAGUUGAGCCGUAUCCCUACUACCUCCUCCCCCUACAUUCUCCCCUACAUUCUGUAGAUUUUAGUUGAAGAAAUUAAAUGUCAAUACAGAGGCUUUUUUUUAGAUCAGGUUAAAUGGAUUGAAAAGUCAAAAUAGUUUCAUUUCUGACGACUUAGAGAAGCUUCUUUACGUUAGAAAAGAGCAGGUCCUCGCUCCAGAGUCUGCCCUGUCACACCACCAUGUUUUCUAUAUAAUCCAAAUCUUCAUUUCAGUGAAGAAUUAGAUAAACAUGACUCACUGAAACCAUUACUCGUUGGUUUAUUCAUCACUGAUUAUCGAUUAUUAAUGUUUUAAUAUUCACUGGUUCACCUCAUCACCCUCUUUAGAUGUAUAGACAUGCCUCUGCCAACCUGUGCAGGUAGCUGAAGCCCCGCCCAUUGCUGCGAUGUCAUGACUGUGUUUUUGUGCUCAGGCUCAGAGGAAGAGGAGGACCACAGGAAGUCCCCUGGUGUCUGGACCCAGCACCAAGACCAGCAGAGGAGCGAACGCCAGGAGGGCGACCAACACUAACAGAGCUGUUAACGCGAGCAGAGCAGCCGUCAGGUCGGGUAGCAGUUUGGCUAACAGGGCGGCUAAUAUUAGCAGAACAUCUGGAGAUGACCCCGUCCCCCCCACAGAGACCAUUGACGUGAUGGACAACACUGAAGACGGUGAGUACAGGAGGAUCAACGCUCUGGGAUCGAUGAUCAGGUCUGAUCAGAUCGGUUAAACUCUGUGUCUUUAUUCAGGAGUGGAGGAGGUGGUGGAUCUGACCUGUGAGGGAUCAGAGGGGACUGUGGUGGACCUGACCCACAGUGAUUCAGUACUGGUACCUAUGGGUCUUCAAAUACUUCUACACAAACUACACACAAAACUACACACUUACAGUAUUAGUGUUUUUGUGACUGAACUCCUUCUUUUUCUCUCUCCUUCUUCUCUCACUCUCUCUCUCCGACCAGCUGAUGGAUGAAGGUAAACUUUUCUGUCUUCACUUUGAGUUUUUAAAAAUCUUCGCACAGUUUUAUUAAAGGACGGGGUCUCCUCAAUCAGGUCCUCAGAGCAGGAGAGUCACCACGGCGGAGAGUUACGUGGUCAGCAGUGAUGAAGAGGAGGACACGCCUCCUGUCUUUAAAGCCGCCGUAACAUCCUCUCUACACAACAGUGCCUCCAGGUGAGGUUCUGGAGUCUGACAGUCUAAUGUUGUCCCUGAUAGAGGAUUUCAGCUGCUCCACAGUCCAGGGUGGAUGGACGUAGAUGUUCCUCCUAAACCUGGAGAUAUUGGAUUUCUUCUUCUUCGUUGAAAGGACAACUGGACUUACUUGAGACGAGAGUGUUAGAUUUAGAUCCAUCAGACCUCAGGACAGUUCAGUGAUAUUAAGCCCAUGUGGUGACUCCAACUACAGAGUCCUGUUACUCUUGUAGAUAUAGUUCAGCAUUACUGGAGCCUUCACAGAUGACAUGGACUCUGAUGAUCCCCAGACCAUCAGGGAUGCUGGAUUUGGACUGGUAGGAUCCAGAGUCCAGGAUUUCCAAAAUGAAAAUUAGACGUUGAUCAUACUGAGAGACUCUGCCUCUCUAAAUGUCCGUCUCUCCCCCCAAUUUCCACUGCAUUCGGAUCAGCGGCGAAUUUUGCCGUCCUUUGGUGAGGCAAAUUUCGUAGUGAAUUUCGGAGAGCAGGAACCACAACGACUCACAAGAACCCGCAGAUUCACGUUCAAUCACACGAUAACAAGUUGUCUCUAUAAAGACAGACACAUAGAUAUAUAAGCAGUAGAUUGUGUCCUUCCAGAGGAGGAAAUCUACUUCUAGAUUUUCAUGGUGUGAAAUACGAUCCUCCUGAAACACAGAGUGUUUUAUUUUGAAAAGAAGCCGGAUGUUUUAUUUUGCGUCUGGAGGAGGAUACAACCUUUUAGUAGACGAUCAGGAUGAAGGUGGAAGUUGUAGGUUAGACUCAGUCAUGUGACUAACCUGUUGGACAUUCACCUCAUUAGUUGGAGACGUUCCUCCAGAUGUUUUUAUAAAAUUUAAAACUUUUGACCUGUUUGGUUUUUCCUCUAAGAACUACUUCGAAACAUGAAGCUGACAUCAAAUCGAAAAUGAGCAGAACUUUUUCAGGAAUAAUAAAACCUUCCAGUUUUAACAUGUUUUUGUGUUUCAUUUUCAUUUUCAAUCUAGAUUCUGAUGUUUUCAAAGAGUCAGAUGAUAGUUGAUGAGACCGUUAAAUGUAGACCAGGUAAUAGACUGAUCCCUACUUCAUGUCUUCUGGGUGUUUCAGGUCAACUCCAGGAACUAUCAGCUGUCCUGUUUGUCUGGAUGCGUACUCUGAGGUCAGACUCAAACACACCUGUAACACACCUGUUAUAUAGCUCUGCCCUGACACACUGCAUUCUGAUUGGCUGCUGUUUCCUUACAGAUCGUAGAGAGCGGCCGAUUGGUUGUUUCCACUAAGUGCGGUCACGUGUUCUGCAGUCAGUGUCUCAGAGACGCUCUCUCUUCGUCACACACCUGUCCCACCUGCAGGAAGAGACUGACACACCGCCAGUACCACCCACUCUACAUCUGACAUCAUCGUGACGUCACCAUACACUGCUGCUGGAACCAAGCUUUUUAAAGGCAUAUUGAUAAAGUAUUGACGAGUCAUUAGUCGGUGAUUGAUGAUUGGUCAGAAGGGAUGGAUGUAUAUGAUCGCUUCAUUUCUGGGUUUGUUUCUGUUCGUCUCUGUGAUCUUGAUUUUCUUUGAGUGUGAAAAAUAGAAAUUAAAAAUCUGUUCAACUUUGAAAAAAGUUUUUUUGUUGUAUUUUUAGAAAAUUAAAAGUUCAUCUCUUAAACAGCAGUUGGGUCUGAUGGUGUGAUUUUCACUGAGAGGAGCUCAAACUGACCCGGUCUGAGAGGUUCUCAGUCCGGUUCUCAGUCCGGUUCUCCUCAGCUGCUGCGUUCCUCUUGGAGGCGGCGUUCGUGUCGAUCCAGCCUCUCUGACCUGAAAACGGUUUGUUUGUGUUCAUCCUGUGACUCUGACUCACCCUCCAUUUGGUCACAGGACUGAUGACUCAUAGUCACAUGACACAGUCUCUGCUGCUGAUUGGCUGAGCCUCGGGAUCAGGUCACUCUUUAAAAACUUCUAGAAGAAAAAUGAGUUCAUGAAAGUAGAAAAAACAAAUCAGUGAUGGUUUAAAGGUGGGAAUAAAAUCAGAUUAACCUCAGAGUGAUUCAUGUUUAAUACUUUAUAUGAAUGUUAUGUGUAAAUGUGUUAUAUUAGAGAAGCAAUUAUGAUUCAGAGAAGUCAUGUUAAAGGUUAUCAGUCAACAUGACAAGUUUGAAAUGUAAUGUCGAGGUUCUGAAAGAAAUAAAUUGAAAUAAAAGGGAAUAAAGUAUUUGAGAAGGAAA